Molecule: messenger RNA, 1311 nt
Organism: Paecilomyces variotii
Lineage: Eukaryota; Fungi; Ascomycota; Eurotiomycetes; Eurotiales; Thermoascaceae
Product: putative exo-polygalacturonase
Exons: 3
Coding region: 1-1311 (436 amino acids)
Biological process (GO): carbohydrate metabolic process
Molecular function (GO): polygalacturonase activity
Source: RefSeq, a predicted model, not a curated record
AUGAUGCUCCUACGCCUCCUUGCGUUGAUAGCGUCUGUGACGGCAUAUGUAGUCAACGAAGGUACUGAAUGCCGUCUGUUUCCUGAGAGCAGCACUCACAAUGGACAUCCUGUCGAUGAUACACCAUCAAUCCUACAGGCCUUUGAAUUGUGCGGCACCAAUGGCUCCGUCGUCUUCCCUAAUGAGACGUUCUAUGUCAAUCAGGUCAUGAACACCACCAACCUACUCAACUGUGAUGUCUCCAUAUAUGGUGAGCUUGUUUGGAGUACAAACGUCCCGUAUUGGCUGUCACAUAGCUUGCCAGUUGUCUUUCAGAAUCUGUCUGCAGCAUGGAUAUUUGGAGGGACAAAUGUGACUGUGAAGGGAUACGGACAGGGGAAGUUCUUCGGAAAUGGACAAUCUUGGUACGACGAGAACCGCAAUAACAGCAACCAGCCUGGUCGGCCAAUGUCGUUUGUAAUCUACAACUCGACAAAUGUCCUAGUCGAUGGACUCACCUGGCUCCAGUCGCAGUUCUGGAGCACGUUCGUCUCAUAUUCCAGCAAUGUCACAAUGUCCAACAUUUUCGUGAAUUCGACCAGCAACGACGGCAACCAGACCAUGAACACGGAUGGAUCCGACACGUGGAAUUCGCAUGAUAUCCGGUACUACAACUGGACUGUGCAGAAUGGGGACGACUGCAUUGCCAUCAAAGGUAACAGCAGCAACGUCCACGCACGUAACAUCACCUGUUCUCAAACCAACGGUUUCCCCAUCGGUUCUGUUGGUCAGGACCCUGGAUACCCGGACUACGUAAAGGAUAUUCUCUUCGAGGAUGUGACACUAAUCGAUUCGAACAAUGGAGGAUGGAUCAAGGCGUGGCAGGGUGUGCCAACAACGACAGACUCCAACGGGGAUAACGGAGGAGGUGGAGGCGGCUGGGCAAAGAACGUAACUUUCAGAAAUUUCCGCCUGCACAAGGUUGCGUUGCCGAUCUAUAUCACCGAGUGCAUCUACAGCAGUGAUCCGACUGUCUGCGACACGUCCUCCUUCCAGAUCUCCGAUGUCACCUGGGAGAACUUCACGGGAACAUCCAAGUACGACGUGAUCGCAUCGAUACACUGUGGGGCGAAAGUGCCUUGUCCCGGGCUCAAGUUUAUCAACAUAAAUAUUGAGACUCUUAACGCGAGUCUGGGUCUUCCCAGCAAACAGCCGGUGUAUCAGUGUGCGAACAUCGUCAACCAGAAUGCAACGGGUGUCAACAGCACGGGGAUCCCAUGCAAUGCAUGGGCGCCAGGAGACUUCCCAGAGACACCAACGCAUAACUAUUAA